Messenger RNA from Colletotrichum fioriniae, 1620 nucleotides. RefSeq lists its product as uncharacterized. Gene Ontology annotation, cellular component: plasma membrane. NCBI's taxonomy places the organism in Eukaryota, Fungi, Ascomycota, Sordariomycetes, Glomerellales, Glomerellaceae. Gene Ontology annotation, biological process: transmembrane transport. The record is from RefSeq and is a predicted model, not a curated record. Gene Ontology annotation, molecular function: transmembrane transporter activity.
AUGUCGGAGGAUCACGAAAAGGUGGGAACACCCGAUCGGGCUACCACGGGCACCCCGACCGAGAAUCCUUCAUCCGAAUCAGCAAAGCAAGAGGCCGAGGAUGAGUCGCAGUACCCCCACGGGCUGAAGCUCGCCGUCAUCAUCCUAUCAAACAUGAUUGCCAUGUUCCUCGUCGCACUAGACCGCACAAUCAUCACAACGGCGAUCCCACGCAUCACAGACGACUUCAAGUCGCUCGGCGAUAUCAGCUGGUACGCCAGCGCCUAUCUCAUCACAAGCUCAGCUACGCAACUGCUAUGGGGUCGCGUCUUCACCUUUUACUCGACAAAAGUCGUGUACCUCGUCGCCAUAUUCUUCUUUGAGCUCGGCUCUCUUCUAUGCGGCGUCGCGCCCAACUCGGUGGCCUUCAUCAUCGGCCGGGCCAUCGCCGGAGCGGGAUCUGCGGGCAUAUACUCGGGCUCGACCAUUCUUAUCACGACCGUCACGCCUCUUUCCAAGCGUGCGGGUUAUGUCGGCAUGAUGGGUGCCGUGUUUGGGAUCGCCUCAGUGAUUGCGCCACUCAUCGGAGGAGCAUUUACCGAUCGCGUCACCUGGAGAUGGUGCUUUUACAUCAAUCUUCCUGUGGGAGGAGCGGCUGUAGCCGCCCUGCUUUUCCUCUUCCCGAGCUUCGCUUCAAAGGAACCCACACCGAUCAAGCAGCAGAUCAAGCAACUCGACCCUUUUGGUAAUCUUGUCUUCCUUCCUGGCGUCAUAUGCUUGAUUUUGGCGCUGCAAUGGGGCGGAGAAAAGUACCCAUGGAACGAGGGCCGCAUCAUCGCCCUCCUCGUUCUUGCCGGUGUACUUCUCAUCAUCUUUGUUGGCAUUCAAGUCUGGCAGCAGGAGAACGCCACCGUACCCCCUCGCCUGUUCAAGCUGCGGAAUGUCUGGCUUGGCACCAUCUUUGCAUUCUGUCUUGGAGCGGUGCUCAUCAUUUUCCUGGUUGCCUUGCCGAUCUGGUUCCAGGGCAUUCGCGGCACAGAUGCCGUCACGUCUGGCAUCGACACCCUUCCUCUCGUUCUGUCUCUCGUCUUUGGCGCCAUCGUAUCAGGAGGCGUUAUCAAUGGCAUUGGCUGGUUCAACCCAGUAUUUUUCUCAUCUGUCAUCUUCAUGGCCGUCGGCGGCGGUCUCAUCUCCACCUUUGUCGUGGACACCCCAACACGCACCUGGAUUGGAUACCAGAUUAUUCUUGGACUGGGCAUCGGUCAAGGCAUGCAACUGGCUAGCCUGGGAGCCCAAGUGGCCCUCGCGCAGAAAGAUGUCCCUAUUGGCGUGUCGCUCAUGUUCUUCGCUCAGUCCCUCGGUGGCUCUGUCCUGGUCUGCGUUGCCCAAGCCGUCUUCAACAACGAGCUGAGGUCAAGACUUGGCGCCUUCUCGGGUCUGGACGUCGAUCGGGUAAUUGGUGCUGGCGCUACUCAGCUGCGCAACUUCCUCCCUCCUGAUAUCCUUGGAAACGUCUUGGUCGAAUACAAUGCGGCACUACGGAGCUAUUUCUAUGUAGGACUUGCGGCUGCUUGCUUCGCAAUACUCCCCGCAUUGGGAGUCGAAUGGAAGAAUGUCAAGGGAAAGGAAUUUGUACAUUAG